AUGCUCAUCGCGUCGUCAUGUUUCUUGUUGAUAUGUAUCUACCACUCUGCUAGUGCACUCGAUGUCUUCACCAACCACUUUCACGUCCAUCUGAAGGAGGGCGGACUCGAGAAUGCACACAAGAUCGCUAAACGCCACGGCUUCAUCAACCGUGGAGCUGUUCUCGGCUCGGACCACGAAUUCCACUUCGUCCAGCCUGCCCUCUCCCACGCCCGCACCAAGCGCUCCAUUGGACAUCACCGCAAGUUGCUCGGAGAUGAUGAGAUCAAGCACGCCGAACAGCUGACCGGCUACAAGCGCACCAAGCGAGGCUAUGCCCCGCUCGCCGACCGCCUGCAAGCCCAGCUCGACUUCACCUCCGUUCAAUCCCCCGGAGAUCCCCUCUACCAGUACCAGUGGUACUUGAAGAACACCGGCCAGGCUGGCGGCAAGGCCCGGCUUGACCUGAACGUCGAGAAGGCAUGGGCCCUUGGCUUCACCGGAAAGAACAUCACGACGGCCAUCAUGGAUGACGGUGUCGACUACAUGCAUCCCGAUUUGAUGAACAACUUUAAUGCGGAGGCCUCAUACGACUUCUCGUCGAACGACCCGUUCCCCUAUCCCCGCUACACGGAUGACUGGUUCAAUUCUCACGGAACGCGAUGCGCCGGAGAAAUUGCCGCCGCCCGCGACAAUGGCGUCUGCGGUGUUGGCGUCGCCUACGACAGCAAGAUCGCUGGCAUCCGGAUGCUUGACCAACCCUACAUGACCGAUCUGAUUGAGGCCAACUCGAUGGGCCACGAGCCGAACAAGAUCCACAUCUACUCUGCCAGCUGGGGACCCACCGAUGACGGCAAGACGGUCGACGGCCCGCGCAACGCCACCAUGAGGGCUAUCGUGCGUGGAGUUAACGAGGGCCGCGACGGACUUGGCUCGAUCUUCGUCUGGGCCUCCGGUGACGGUGGUGAGGAUGAUGACUGCAACUGUGAUGGUUAUGCCGCCUCCAUGUGGACAAUCUCGAUCAACUCGGCCAUCAACAACGGCGAGAACGCCCACUACGACGAGUCCUGCUCCUCCACCCUGGCCUCAACCUUCUCCAACGGAGGCCGAAACCCGGAAACCGGAGUUGCCACCACCGAUCUCUAUGGCCGCUGCACCCGUUCCCACUCCGGAACCUCAGCUGCUGCUCCGGAGGCUGCUGGCGUGUUCGCUCUUGCUCUGGAAGCCAACCCAAGCCUCACCUGGCGCGACCUGCAACACUUGACCGUCCUCACCUCAUCCCGGAACUCCUUGUUCGAUGGACGAUGCCGCGAGCUGCCGAACCUCGGAACCAAGGACAACCACCAGGACACCAAAAACCCCAACUGCUCGCACUUUGAGUGGCAGAUGAACGGCGUCGGACUGGAGUAUAACCACCUGUUCGGCUUCGGUGUCCUUGAUGCCGCCGAGAUGGUGAUGCUGUCGAUGGUCUGGAAGACGGCCCCGCCACGAUUCCACUGCACCGCCGGAACUAUCGAGGGCAACCACGAGAUCCCCGCCGACGGUAAUCUGAUGCUGGAGUUGGACACUGAUGGAUGCGCUGGUUCGGCGACGGAAGUCCGAUAUUUGGAGCAUGUCCAGGCCGUCGUUACCCUGAACUCGAGCCGACGUGGAGACACCACCUUGUAUUUGAUCUCGCCAGCUGGCACCCGAACGAUGAUCCUCUCCCGGCGACCGAAGGACGAUGACUCGAAGGACGGAUUCACCAACUGGCCGUUCAUGACCACCCACACCUGGGGCGAGAAUCCGCGCGGAAAAUGGAGACUGUUGGCCCGAUUCCAGGGACCCGGCGAGCACCGCGGAAUGCUAAAACGUUUCACCCUGAUGCUCCACGGCACCAAGGAGGCCCCGUACACCAACAUCGAACCCCUACGCGGCCAUGCCAACUCGAAACUCGAGGUCGUCCAGACGGCACACAAGCGCGUUGCCGCC
Molecule: messenger RNA, 1950 nt
Organism: Mesorhabditis spiculigera
Lineage: Eukaryota; Metazoa; Nematoda; Chromadorea; Rhabditida; Rhabditidae
Source: the annotation of a GenBank genome assembly